UUACCAAGGACUUGAGAAUGUGUUUCCCACCUGAAUUGUUAAUAUUUGCGCUUUUGCAGUUCUCUCCCACCGCCAUUUCUCAAUCCUUCUCUCUCUCUCUCUGUGUGUGUGUGUGUGUGUGUGUGUUUGUGUAUAUUAGAUCAUGGAUGAGAGCGACAUCGCGCGUUUGUUUGCCCCAUCCCCACCAACGACACAGGCGGCCCCUCAGGAGCCCCUGGCGAGCACACAGACCACUCCUCAGGCCCCCCCGUCGAGGGCGGAUACGACUCCUCACAGAGGCGACUCAUUUACCUUUUUGGCAAUGGUUGCCACUUUCUUGGGCGUCCUCGUAGCAGUAUUGCUACUAUCCCAAUCAGAAGGUGGUGGUUCUAUGAUUCUACAUCAAGUUCCAGAAGGUCAUGUUGGUGCAUAUUGGAGAGGUGGUGCUCUUCUUAAAACAAUUACAGAUCCAGGUUUUCAUUUGAAGAUGCCAGUUGUAACCCAUUUUGAGCCCAUUCAGGUGACCAUUCAGACAGACGAGGUAAGGAAUAUCCCAUGUGGUACAAAAGGUGGUGUUAUGAUCAGCUUCGAGAAGAUUGAGGUUGUUAAUCGGCUCCGAAAAGAAUAUGUUUACAGCACAUUGCUGAACUAUGGUGUAAAGUAUGACAAGACGUGGAUAUAUGAUAAAAUUCAUCAUGAGAUCAAUCAAUUUUGUAGUUCUCAUACCCUGCAACAAGUUUAUAUCGAAGUGUUUGACCAGAUUGAUGAUAAGAUGAAGGAAGCAAUUCAAAGUGACUGCACACGUUAUGCUCCAGGCAUUGAAAUCAUUAGUGUUCGUGUAACUAAGCCAACUAUACCAAAUAGCAUAAAAAGGAACUUUGAGCAGAUGGAAGAGGAACGUACUAAGGUACUUAUUGCUAUAGAGAAGCAAAAGGUUGCUGAAAAAGAAGCUGAAACGAUGAAGAAGAUAGCUUUGACAGAAGCAGAAAAAGAUGCACAAGUUAGCAGGAUUCUUAUGGAACAGAAGUUGAUGGAGAAGGAUAGCAUCAGGAGACAGGAACAAAUUGAGAAUGAGAUGUAUUUGGCUCGUGAGAAAAGUCUUGCAGAUGCUCAUUAUUAUCGAAUGUUGAGAGAAGCAGAGGCUAAUAAGUUGAAACUUACUCCUGAAUAUCUGGAGCUUCGGUUUAUUGAGGCUAUUUCAAAUAAUUCAAAGAUAUUUUUUGGAGACAAGGUACCGAACAUGGUCUUUGACCAGAGGUUGAUUGGGAGCUUUCUCAGUGAUUUGAAAAGAGACAACUUUUAAUCUGUGUAUAGUACAGCUGAAGGCACAUCAGAAUCAUGAUGGUGAAUAAAGGAUUUCUCUACAGCAAUGGGACAUAAGAAUUUCGAAGAUUAUUGGCACUGAAAUAUGGCUAGCGCUAUUUUGGUUCUGUGAGCAAAAGGUUCAACUUCUUGAUGUUUUAGGGAGAGUUUUUGUGGUUUGCAACCAUUUGUGCUACUGCUUGAGAUGGUUUUUCUAGUGUCAGUUAUAGAAACUGCUGGUCAAUGUCCUUGAUCGUACAUCUUUUUUUUUUCUUGUUUUUCUUUCUUCCGGGAGUAAGAUAUUUUACAUUUUGAAUCAUGCUAAUCACUUUCUGCAACAUGAUCAAGUUACCAUUUCUUUCCUGUUGCUGAGAGUUAA
Nymphaea colorata (pocket water lily) is the source of this 1660-nucleotide messenger RNA. RefSeq lists its product as uncharacterized. Gene Ontology annotation, biological process: SREBP signaling pathway. The coding region runs from base 143 to 1282 and encodes 379 amino acids. The record is from RefSeq and is a predicted model, not a curated record. Gene Ontology annotation, cellular component: endoplasmic reticulum; endoplasmic reticulum membrane. The transcript has 10 exons. Gene Ontology annotation, molecular function: ubiquitin protein ligase binding; cholesterol binding. NCBI's taxonomy places the organism in Eukaryota, Viridiplantae, Streptophyta, Magnoliopsida, Nymphaeales, Nymphaeaceae.